AUGAAACAGGCCACACCCCCUGACCCGGUCCCUGACCCGGUCCCUGACCCGGUCCCUGACCCGGUCCCUGACCCGGUCCCUGACCCGGUCCCUGACCCGGUCCCUGACCCGGCCCCUGACCCGGUCCUGACCCGGUCUGCUGUUGUAAAGUCGAACCACACGGUGAUGGAGGAGGUGAUGGAGGAGGUGAUGGAGGAGGUGAUGGAGGAGGUGAUGGAGGAGGUGAUGAAGGAGGUGAUGGAGGAGGUGACGGAGGAGGUGACGGAGGAGGUGAUGGAGGAGGUGAUGAAGGAGGUGAUGGAGGAGGUGAUGGAGGAGGUGGAGGAGGUGAUGGAGGAGGUGAUGGAGGAGGUGAUGGAGGAGGUGAUGGAGGAGGUGACGGAGGAGGUGACAGAGGAGGUGAUGGAGGAGGUGAUGGAGGAGGUGAUGAAGGAGGUGAUGGAGGAGGUGAUGAAGGAGGUGAUGGAGGAGGUGAUGGAGGAGGUGAUGGAGGAGGUGACGGAGGAGGUGACAGAGGAGGUGAUGGAGGAGGUGAUGGAGGAGGUGAUGAAGGAGGUGAUGGAGGAGGUGAUGAAGGAGGUGAUGGAGGAGGUGAUGAAGGAGGUGAUGGAGGAGGUGAUGGAGGAGGUGGAGGAGGUGAUGGAGGAGGUGGAGGAGGUGAUGGAGGAGGUGAUGGAGGAGGUGAGGAUGGACUCGAUGAUGGCCGUGUAG
Molecule: messenger RNA, 711 nt
Organism: Knipowitschia caucasica
Lineage: Eukaryota; Metazoa; Chordata; Actinopteri; Gobiiformes; Gobiidae
Source: the annotation of a GenBank genome assembly